Messenger RNA from Fulvia fulva, 1545 nucleotides. RefSeq names its product FAS-associated factor 2-B. Gene Ontology annotation, cellular component: endoplasmic reticulum. The transcript has a single exon. Gene Ontology annotation, molecular function: ubiquitin binding. Bases 1 to 1545 code for a protein of 514 amino acids. Lineage: Eukaryota; Fungi; Ascomycota; Dothideomycetes; Mycosphaerellales; Mycosphaerellaceae. The record is from RefSeq and is a predicted model, not a curated record.
AUGGCUGGCUCUCCAACAGACUUGACUGCGCUCACAGAAGAGCAACAGCUUGCCCUUCAACAGUUCACCUCCGUCACCGACCAAGAGCUCGAUGCAGCGCUACCUCUCCUCCAGCGAUGCCAAUGGAACGCGCAAAUAGCCAUCACGAGAUUCUUCGACGGUGAUGCAGAGACGGUCGACCCAGCUGCUGAGGCUGCACGUGCGCCCCCGCCACAAGACACGCGGCGAGCAGAGACGCUCAUGGACAGCAUACCGAACAGAUCGUCCACAUCACGAAGCAGAGCAUCCGGGCUUGAGCCUGCGCCGAGAGUUGUCCCAACUCCAGAGAACCAACUCACUCAGCAACUACCUUUCCCAUUCUCCCUCAUACUAUUACCCUUCAACCUCACAUACGUCCUCUUCCAGCGACUUCUAGGCACAGUCGGCUACUUCUUCCCGGUCAUACCGCGGUUAUUAGCUCGCUUCUGGUCAGGCAGGGCAUCGCGACCUUCAAGAGAUGCAUCGAGGAGACCGUUGGGGCCGAGGGACACAGCAGCGCGAUUCAUCAGGGAGUUCGAGGAGGAGAAUGGAGGGACACAUGGGACAUUACCUUUCCACGAAGGGGGCUACGCGCAAGCCUUCGAUCUGGCCAAGCGGCAUCUAAAGUACUUGCUUGUGGUCUUGUUGUCGCCUGAACAUGAUGACAAUACGCUCUUUGUCCGCGAGACACUGCUCUCGCCGGAGUUCAAGACGUUUGCCAACGACGACAACAACAACAUUGUACUAUGGGCAGGCACUGUUCAGGAUGCUGAGGCAUACCAAGUCAGCACAGCUCUCAAUGUAACCAGGUUCCCUUAUGCGGCAUUGAUUGUGCAUACACCUUCGGUAUCGUCAACGGCUAUGUCGAAGGUAGCGACCUCAUCUGGACCCAUAGCAGCGCAGGACCUAAUAACGAAGCUUCGAACAGCUAUGCAGGCUCAGAGCGCAGAACUGGACAGAGUCAGAAGGCAACGUUCAGAACAGGCGCAGACAAGGAACCUAAGGCAGGAGCAGGAAAGUGCCUAUGAGCGGUCACUAGCACAAGACAGAGAGAAAGCAAGACGGCGGAAGGAGGAAGAAGCGCAAAAGGAAAAGGCCGAGCGCGAGGAGCGCGAGAGAUCCGAGCAGAAAGAGAAUAAGGCACGCAAUCUGGCGCAAUGGAGGAGACGGCGGGCGCAGAGUAUACACGCAGAGCCCGGUGCAGACGUCAAGGAUGCAGUCCGGAUCAGCUUACGAAUGCCUUCUGGUGAGAGGGUGAUACGAAAGUUCAGACCUGAUGCCGAGCUGGAAGAACUCUACGCUUUUGUGGAGUGCUAUGACCAGCUUGAGGAAGUGUCCGAGAAGGAGGUGGCAGCACCUACAGGCUAUCAGCACACAUACAAGUUCCAGCUCGUGUCGCCAAUGCCAAGGGAGGUGUAUGACCUAGAGAAAGGUGGCAGCAUACGGGAUAGAAUUGGCAGGAGCGGCAACCUCAUUGUUGAGAAGAUACUUGGCGAGGAUGACGAAGGAGACGAAGAAGAUGAAUGA